GAUUCGCAACCGUUCACGCGUGAGCGCGUAUGUAAUUCGUGCGACAUAAUAUAAACUAACCUAAGUUUGUAAAACAAGUAAACAGUGAGUGACUUGUGAUACGGUGAAUGUGCGAUGUUUUUCUAGUUAUUUUUAAAACCUUAGUUUAAAGUUUGUGCUGUGCCUAAGUGAUUUCAAUUUAACUAACUAACAUUUUUGAAAUGACCUUAAAGGUAUUUUGAGAUCAUAAUAUCGAGAAAGGAUAACAUUCAAACUUUACGACAGUUAGUUAAAUGCAUAACAAAUAAUAAUACAUAAUAAAUGCAAUUGCCAAAACUUGUGGGACUUGAUGUAAAGUGUAAACGUGACUUGCGAUAAAUCUUGCAUUAGUCACUAUAUAGUGUUAUAGUAUCUCAAGAAAUUGUACUAUAUAUUCACCUGUAAAGUCAACGCCGUAGUGGCGCAGCGUUCAAGUCGUGGUACUCAAAUCAAUACGACGUGAGAUCAAAACUGUUCGUCGACCAUUGUAACAUUAUUAUAUUUUAUUUUUUUUGGUAUUAUUUAAUUUUUUUUUUUAAAUAAUACAAGAUGGAUUGUGGCAAAUGCUUAAAACAUGUCUCUGAUGCUGAAAUGAUUAAAUGCACAUCUUGCCUCACUGUGUUGCAUUUCUUCUGCGCUGAUCUAUCGGAAUCUGAUUUUAAAAGAAUUCUUCCGAUGAAUAGGAAAAAGUGGAAGUGCUCGGCCUGCAAGAGCAAGAAGAUUACUCCUACUUCAUCAGUGUCACCAAAAACAAGUUUAGCAUCCUCAUUAAACGUCGAUACUGAUAUGCUGACUAAAUAUAUGGAUGGUAAACUCGCAGAUCUGAGGCAGCAAUGGCGGGACGACCUCAACGCCGCUAUUUUCGAGGUGACGCGGAAACUCAGGGAUGACAUAGUAUCUCUUGAAAAUCGUAUGAGUACCUGGGAGGGCCAACUUUUGCAAGUGGAAGAACAGGUGACCAACACGACCAACACGUUAGAGAAAAUUAAGUCCGAAUGCGCUUCACAGGCUAAUAAUAUGUUGCAAGAGUUCAAAAGGGAUAAUGAAUCCCUGCGAGCUGAGAACAUGACGCUGACUGCGAAACUUGCCCAAUUUGACCAACUUUCCCGCGCAGCAAAUAUAGAAAUUCAAUGUGUCCCGGAACACAGAGGUGAAAACCUAACCAAAAUUAUCCAGCAAGUUGGGAAUGUCAUCGAGUGCCCUGUCAAUGAACAAGAUAUCCACUACUGCUCCAGAGUCGCUAAACUAGACAGCAAAUCGAAUCGUCCUCGCUCCAUUCUAGCUAAGUUUAGUAGCCCGCGUCUACGCGACGAGUUUAUCGCGGCUUCCAUAAAGUUCAACAAAGCGAAUAAGGACAAUAAACUAAACUCUAGUCACUUGGGCAUUGGUGGCAUUGCGAAGUCUGCUGUCUAUGUGGUGGAGCACUUAACGCCUGAAAAUAAGGUAUUACAUGCCGCUGCUAGGCAGAAAGCAAAGGAACUAAAGUACAGCUACGUAUGGGUGCGCAACGGCCGUGUUUUCAUGCGAAAAAACGCAGAAUCAAACUUCCUCCAUGUUAAAAGCGUAGACAUAUUAAGUCGCUUAUCAUAAGUACGCUAAGCUUGUU
Pieris rapae (cabbage white) is the source of this 1624-nucleotide messenger RNA. RefSeq lists its product as uncharacterized. NCBI's taxonomy places the organism in Eukaryota, Metazoa, Arthropoda, Insecta, Lepidoptera, Pieridae. The coding region runs from base 568 to 1608 and encodes 346 amino acids. The record is from RefSeq and is a predicted model, not a curated record. The transcript has a single exon.